AUGAUGCCGAAAAAGAAAGAAUCAGUCGCGAGCUCUAAAGAAGACGCGCCGAUCGACGUGAUCGGCCUGCCCUCCCACAAACGACACAAGAAGCACAAGCACAAAAAGCACAAGCGCAAGCGAGGCACGGACCAAGACGAAGACCAAUCGCCCGCCGCGAGCCCGCAGAGCGGUGGCGAGGGUAGCAGCAGCAAGCCCGCGCUCAAGCUCAAGAUCAAGAUCGGCGGACAGACGGUCGAGAAGAACGUGACCAAGCUGAAACAGCAGCGGCCGCCGCCGCCGGACCCCAGCGAAGCCGAUCUCGCCGAACUCCUGAUGAAACCCAACUCGGGCGAUACGAGCGCAGACAGCGAUGACGAAGAGGAAGCCUGGCUCGAAGCCCUCGAGUCCGGCAGGCUCGAAGAGGUCGACGACGAGCUCCGCAAAAUGAAGGACCCGACCCUGAUGACGGCCAGGCAGCGGGCCCUGCUCGAGAGCAAGUCGCAGAAGGACGAGGUCCCGGCGACGGGGAUGGCGGCGUCCGCGGAGCCCGUCAAAGAGAUGUCCGAGGAGAUGAUUCAGCGGCGGAUGCUGCGGGCCAAAAAGCGGAAGCAGCAGGCCGAAGAGAAGAAAGAGAAGGAGAAGAAGCAGACGAUUGAGCGUCUGCUCAAGAAGUCCGACUCGAGGCUGAGGGCCAGCAAGAAGUUGGCCAAGAAGAGCGAUACUCCCAAGGUGUCGCUGGUCAACACGCAGGCAGGCACGCUGCUCUCGUUUCCCGUCGGCGUUGCGUUCCCGCUGUCGGCAGCCGUGGCCCAGGGGUACCCCGAGAAGACGACGUGCGGCAUUAAGGGUUGUCGGAACCCGAAGAAGUACUCGUGCUCCAAGACAGGCGUGCCCCUGUGCAGCCUCGAGUGCUACAAGACAAACAUGCUGCAGAUGUGCGUCUGAGCGGGCAGCGAGGCUUCCGGGCUACAGCUGCUCCUUGUGUAUAUGUAUAUAAAGUCGGGAAUGCUGAA
This is a messenger RNA of Ixodes scapularis (black-legged tick), 995 nucleotides long. RefSeq names its product INO80 complex subunit B. The transcript has a single exon. The coding region runs from base 1 to 927 and encodes 308 amino acids. Lineage: Eukaryota; Metazoa; Arthropoda; Arachnida; Ixodida; Ixodidae. The record is from RefSeq and is a predicted model, not a curated record. Gene Ontology annotation, cellular component: Ino80 complex. Gene Ontology annotation, biological process: chromatin remodeling.